This is a messenger RNA of Ascoidea rubescens DSM 1968, 1332 nucleotides long. RefSeq lists its product as uncharacterized. The record is from RefSeq and is a predicted model, not a curated record. The transcript has a single exon. Bases 1 to 1332 code for a protein of 443 amino acids. NCBI's taxonomy places the organism in Eukaryota, Fungi, Ascomycota, Saccharomycetes, Ascoideales, Ascoideaceae.
AUGAUUCCACUUCCUUAUGAUCCUGCUUUGUUAAGAGAACAUGCUUAUUAUGAUACUAAAAUAAAAUCUCUAGUAUUACCUCCACCUUUAAAAGGUAUUGAUGCUAAAAAAUUUUAUUCUGUAACUGAAAAGGGCUUGGGCUAUUUUAAUUAUAUUUUUGCUAAUGACGAUGAUGAUGAUCAAAGCACCACCAACAACAACAACAAUAAAAACAACAUCAAUAUAAAUACCAAUACAAAAAAUAAAAGAAGCAAACAUUUUAUCGACGAUGAUCAAAUAAUUGAAAAUACUUAUAACAACCCUUACUAUACUAAACCAGAUGAUAAAAAAACUCAAAAUGACCAAAACGUUCAAAACAAUAAUCAAUUAGUCGACGAUAAUGGUAAUAAUAAUACCUUUAAUAUUAAUUUAAAUCUGUUUUCAACUUUAAUCCUAAACUUCAUCUUAUUUUCUUUAUUACUAUUAUCAAUAUAUUCCUUAUCCAAAAAUCUAUAUCUUCUUUUCAUUAAAACCAACAUUAAAUCAAUUAAUAAAAAAAAUCACAUCAACAAAUUAAAACUAAAGAAAAACGAUGACGAGAUCAUUGAUGUCAUUGACAAUACCGAUAAUAUCGAUAAUAUCGCCAAUAUUAAUAACAUUGAAAAUGCCGAAAACAAUUUAAAUCAAAUCUCAAAAUUAACCAAAAAAUUAAUUCAGUCUCCCCUUAUUUUAUCAAAUAACUCAAAUAAUUUAAAUAAUGACACGGAAACCUUCAAUUUUAACAAAAUUAACGAUAAUAUUAAUGAUACCAUCAAUACUAACAUUAACAAAAGAUUUUUUAAUUCAAUUGAUCUCAUGGAUGCAAUUGAAUACGGCUAUAAUCCAAAUCUGAAUAACGAUAUUGAUAAUAGUAAUAAUAAUAACAACAACAAUAACAAUAACAAUAUAAAUAACAUUAACAGUUUUGAGACUCCAAGACAUUCUUAUAAUUCAUCUUUAGGUUCAACUGAUAUUAAUAACGUUCCUCCAUUAACACCGGCCUCCAUUUCUAAUUCUCCAAUUCUCCAAUCUCCAUCCCAAUUCUUCAAUUCAUCUCAAAACAAUUUCCCUUUUUCAAUCUCAAUUCCAAUGCUAAAUAGCAAUAUUAUUAAUCAUAAUAAUAACGCUUCGAUGAAUAAACUUAAAAAAAAUAUUUACAACAUUAAUAACAACCAAAAUACUAACAUUUUCCACCCAAGGCAACAAUCCUCUAUUGACCAAUUUUAUUUGCCUUUUAUUCCUGAAGAUUCCGUUCAAAAUAUUUCUAAUAUUUCAGGGAAUCAAAUUAGAAAUAAUCCGAUUUUACCUAUCUAA